AUGCUGUGUCGCAGUGGCCACCUCUCUCGCGACAGCAGCUACGCGAGUGGCUUGCUUCGCGCACCCGCCUUCGGAGUCGCGCUGCUGGGUAGAGGUACUGGGACUGGAGCCCCUGGAGUUGGAGGUGUCGGUUCUGGGGGUGCUGCUGCUGGAGGUACUGGAGCUGGAGCCCCUGGAGCUGGAGGUGCCGGUUCUGGGGGUGCUGCUGCUGGAGGCACUGACGUUGUAGACCUUGGAGCUGGAGGUGCCAGUUCUGGGGGUGCUGCUGCUGGACGUUCUGAAGCUGGAGACCCUGGAGCUGGCAGUGCCAGCUCUGGGGGUGCUGCUGCUGGAGUUACUGGAGCUGGAGCCCCUGGAGCUAGAGGUGCCGGUUCUGGGGGUGCUGCUGCUGGAGUUACUGACGCUGGAGACCCUGGAGCUGGAGGUGCCAGUUCUGGGGGUGCUGCUGCUGGACGUUCUGAGGCUGGAGACCCUGGAGCUGGAGGUGCCGGUUCUGGGGGUGCUGCUGCUGGAGACCCUGGAGCUGGAGGUGCCUAUUCUGGGGGUGCUGCGCCUCGAGAGCUGCUGGAGGCGCUAGAGCUGUCGGUUCUUGAGCUGAUGGAGGUGCUGGAGCUGGAGGCUCUGGAGCUGCUGGAGGUGCUGGCGCUGGAGGUUCUGGAGCCGCUGGAGGCGCUGGCGCUACUGGUUCUUAGCCUCCCGUCUUCUACUGGCCUCCCGUUACAGCCAGGCUCCCCACUGCCCGCUCCUUCUCCUUACACUGAGCAGACUGACUCGCUUACAGAGCGUCGUGAGCCUGCGUCUCGUCCUGCCUCCCCUGUUCGCACUGUUCGCCGUGCUCGUCGAGUCCCGCGUCCGCGUCCUCCUCCUGUGCCUGGUACUCACACUAUGGCACUUCGUCCCUCCUCUGCUCCGCAGCGUGUCCCCCUGCCGUCUCCUCCUGCGUCCUCUCUGCCUGACGUUCCGGACCCUGAGUCUGACCUGGUUCGUGCUGCUCACCCUACUUUCACACGUCUGCUCGCCACUGUUGUCACUGACCCGUCGUUUGAGUCUCCUGCUGGGUCUGCCCUAGUCUCUGAGCUUGUUGACUUUGCUGCUGCCUGUCGUCUAGACUACGCUGCUAGUCUUGUUGCUGAGUCUGAGUCUGUCUGUCCUUCGUCCGUCGGGGGUGAGUGUGCUCUUGGCACGGACGUCCUUGAGGACAAGCAGGAGGACUUUGAGUGUGCUGUACCACAUCUCGUGGCCAUGUUGCUUGCCCCUGAGGGAGACCCGGAUGCACCAGACAUCCCGACCCCGCGCUCUUACGCAGAGGCGAUUGAGGGCACUUACGUCGAUGAGGUUCCCCCUCCUGGGGCGAACAUCGUCGAUGGCAUGUGGAUUUUCAGGGUGAAGCGGCCGCCGGGUUCUCCGCCUGUCUUCAAGGCUCGUUACGUUGCACGAGGCUUCAUCUGCACGAUCUGGCUGCGCCGCCCACCUGGCUUCACUGGGUCGUUCCCUCCUGGUACCCAGUGGAGCCUCCGCCGGCCAGUCUACGGUCUCCGCCAGGCGCCUCGUGAGUGGCACAACACACUGAGGACGACACUUGCGGCUCUUGGGUUUGCUCCUUCGACAGCUGACCCGUCGCUGUUUCUGCGCACCGACACUUCGCUGCCGCCGUUCUACAUCCUCGUGUACGUCGACGACUUGGUCUUUGCUACUGCUGACACCGCGGCACUUGCCCUUGUGAAGUCGGAGCUGGAGAAGAGACACACGUGCACAGACCUGGGUGAGCUGCGCAGCUACCUUGGCUUGCAGAUCACCCGGGACAGAGCAUGCCGCACCAUCACACUGACUCAGUCACACAUGGUGCAGCAGGUCCUUCAGCGCUUCGGCUUCACUUGGUCCUCGCCACAGUCCACUCCUAUGGCUACGGGUCACUCGCUCUCAGCUCUGCCUUCGGAUGAGUCCGUAGAGCCGAGUGGCUCGUAUCCAGAGCUUGUGGGCUGCCUCAUGUACCUGAUAACCUGCACUCGACCUGACCUUGCCUACCCUCUUAGCAUCCUGGCUCGCUACGUUGCGCCUGGGAGACACCGGCGAGAGCACUGGGAGGCUGCUAAGAGGGUGUUGCGCUACUUGUGCAGUACAUCGGGCAUGGGGCUCGUGCUUGGAGGACGGGGUGACGUUGUCCUCACUGGACACUCAGACGCGUCUUGGGUUGACGACUUGGCUACGCAGCGGUCGUCACAGGGCUACACCUUCAGCCUUGGCUGCGGCUCUGUUUCUUGGCGGUCUACCCGCUCUUCUUCUGUUCUCAGCUCCAGUUGUGAGGCUGAGAUCUACGCCACAGCCAUGGCUGCACAGGAGUUACACUGGCUCACCUACCUACUGACUGACUUGGGAGAGAGGCCUCGUUCUCCUCCAGUUCUGUACGUAGACAACAAGGCUGCCAUUACCUUGUGUCAGGAGCACAGAAUGGAGCACAGAACGAAGCACAUCGCUCUGCGUUACUUCCUUGCUUGA
This is a messenger RNA of Closterium sp. Yama58-4, 2496 nucleotides long. The record is from the annotation of a GenBank genome assembly. NCBI's taxonomy places the organism in Eukaryota, Viridiplantae, Streptophyta, Zygnematophyceae, Desmidiales, Closteriaceae.